Molecule: messenger RNA, 4335 nt
Organism: Pseudophryne corroboree (corroboree frog)
Lineage: Eukaryota; Metazoa; Chordata; Amphibia; Anura; Myobatrachidae
Gene: RSBN1
Product: round spermatid basic protein 1
Exons: 7
Coding region: 79-2139 (686 amino acids)
Cellular component (GO): nucleus
Source: RefSeq, a predicted model, not a curated record
ACACAUCCCACACGUCACAUCGCUCUGCGCAUGCGCUCUGUGGGACGUUGAGCCAUUUAAAAGUCGUCGUUAGGGGAAAUGGCCGCGCAGCUCGGUACAUUCGCAGAGGAGAGGGACAAAGCCAAGGGGGGGCGGAAGAAGAAGCGGAGGGAGAGCUCGUCGUCCUCGGAGAAGAAGAGGAAGAAAAAAGGUGACGGUGACGCUGGGGAGGACCCGACCGACAAGGGGGCGAAACGGAGGAAGGUGUGCGGUGACCCCCAUCACAGCUGUCACCAUCACCACCACCAUCAUCACCACCACAAGCACCAUCACCACCGCCAUGCCCGAGAGGAGCUACUGCCGCCUCCCGCUCUCCUACCCAGCACCGCCCCGCCACCGCCGCUUCCCCCUAUCAGCCAGGCCCUCUUCUCCCUCUCUCAGCUGGAGAGGCCUAGGGACAAGGGCGACAGGAAGCACCGAGCCAAGAAGGAGAAUGGCGGAGGAGAGAGCCCCCUGCGAGCUGCCAGGAAAGAAAUUCCAGAUGAAAAUGGUAAAUCAAAGAGACUGAUAAAGGAUGAUGAUAAUGCGUUACUCAUUAAGAAAAUGAAGAAAAAGAAGAAGAAGAAACACCGGGAUAACUUGAGGGGCCAGCGGUUGAAAAUGUACAACAAAGAGGUGCAGACUCUGUGUGCUGGUCUGACUCGCAUCAACCAAGAAGUCCUAAACCAAGCAGAGGUAGAAAUAAACAAGGAGUCAUGCAGAUAUUUGAAGGAUGAACAACUAUGUCGGUCUGACUUGGGUACUGAAGAAUACAGAGUACCCCAGGAGGUCCAGAUGCCUUUUACUUCUCAUCGGGAGCGCUGCAUCCGUACUAGUACUUUAAAUACAGGAUCUAGAUUUAGCCGGUUAAUGCAUGAAGAGAUUCAGUCAAAUGGUGGUGCCCCAGUUUUACAUGCAUACAUGGACGAACUCUCCUUUUUGUCUCCUAUGGAGAUGGAGAGAUUUGCUGAGGAGUUCCUUGAAAGAACUUUUAAUGAAAAUGACAAGAAUGCUGCCUAUUAUGCCCUAGCCAUAGUGCAUGGCGCAGCGGCUUACUUGCCAGAUUUUCUGGACUACUUUGCUUUCAAUUUCCCAAACACCCCAGUGAAAAUGGAAAUCCUUGGCAAAAAAGAUAUAGAGACCACAACAAUUGCAAACUUCCAUACACAGGUCAGCAGGACGUAUUGCUGUGGGACAUAUAGAGCUGGCCCAAUGAGGCAAAUUAGCUUGGUGGGAGCAGUUGAUGAAGAGGUUGGAGACUUUUUUCCAGAGUUCCUAGACAUGUUGGAAGAAUCUCCAUUUUUAAAGAUGACUUUACCAUGGGGGACAAUGUCUACACUGAAGCUUCAGUGCAGAUCACAAAGUGAUGAUGGACCAAUCAUGUGGGUGAGACCAGGAGAGCAAAUGAUCCCCACAGCAGACAUGCCAAAAUCCCCGUUCAAGCGAAGAAGGUCUAUGAAUGAGAUAAAGAACUUGCAAUACCUUCCCCGCACUAGUGAACCCAGAGAACUGCUUUUUGAGGACCGAACAAGAGCUCAUGCUGAUCAUGUUGGUCAGGGUUUUGACUGGGAGAGUACAGCUGCUGUAGGGGUCUUGAAGGCUGUGCAGUUCGGAGAAUGGAGUGAUCAACCUCGCAUAACCAAAGAUGUAAUCUGCUUCCAUGCAGAGGACUUUUCUCAUGUUGUGCAGAGACUGCAACUGGAUCUCCAUGAGCCUCCUGUUUCUCAGUGUGUGCAAUGGGUGGAUGAAGCAAAGCUCAACCAAAUGCGUCGCGAGGGGAUCCGUUAUGCACGCAUCCAAUUGUGUGAUAAUGACAUCUAUUUUAUCCCUCGCAAUGUCAUCCACCAGUUUAAGACUGUGUCUGCAGUGUGCAGCUUGGCAUGGCACAUACGCCUGAAGCAGUACAGCCCCAACAAAGAGAGACAGCCCUUAGAAACAGACCACAGCUGCGAUAUUCCACCUCCAGGCAUUGAAGCCACCAGUGUGAAAAUGGAGCUGGCAGAGACUCCUGUUUCCAUAACACAAGGACCUUUUGUAGCACCACACAUUCCAUCACAAAAGUUGGAAAACCAACCACCUUUGACACCAGAACACCUUACCACACAUCAGUCAGAUUUGUAGAUAAUAUUCUGAGGCUUUUUUUGUUUUCAAUUUUGUUUCUUAAACCUAUUUUUAAAACUUUUGAUGUGAAGUUAUAGUUUUAUAACAGACUGACCUGUAACUUAACAAAACCUUUUAGAACAUUUUAUCUGGGGUUCUUUCCGGUGACUCAGCUAAUUGCAGUAGCAAAAUGUAACUUGAGCAGCACUGCUGCCUGAAAAGGAAUAUGUAAUCUGUGAAAAUAUCUUUCUACAAGAAACAGUUAUUUUGGCAGAUCAUUGUGACAAUGGCAUCAGUCUAAUACUAUAUGUAAGUUUAGGGUUAAAUAAGAAGCACUUUUAUGUAAUGUUUGUAAAUUUAGCGAUUUGACUUUCUUAAACUGCGUAUUCAAUUUCUUCUUACCCUAGCAAGACUAAAAACAGCAUUUCUUGUAGAAAGAUGGACUGAAGCAGCACUUCUGUUAUACUUAAUUGUGUGUGGCUGUUUUUUAUUUUUUAUUUAUUUAAAUGGCACAACUCCUUUUACGUACCAUGAAUGACUGAUCUAACUUUAUACGGUCAAGUACUACAUCUUGACAGUUGUUUUGUGUGUUUUGUUUAUUUUAUAUGUAAAUUCUUUCAUUUGGUACUAGAAUUCAGAUACUUCCGUGUAUCCAUGCUGUUUUUUUUUUUUUUUUUUUAAGAGAGUACAUAGUAGCAUAAAUCUGUAUUCUAUUUUUAUUUUAUAUAUUUUUUUAUUUUUUUGCUUUUUGUUUUUAUAUGCAGAUUUUUGUUUUUCCUGUGCUUGCAGUUUUUAUGAGCGUCACUUUGAUCAAGGACACACUAGCAGAUUCCAGCACUUCUAUUUAUGUAUGUAAAGAAAAUGACAUUCAAAUAAGGGGAUUUUUUUUUUCUUUCAUAAAACGAGAUCUGUGUUUAGUGGUGUAUUGUCAUCCUGUUAAACAAUUGAUGUUCCUAUGUCAACAAAGUCAUUACUUAAUGUCUUCUACAUGGAUGUAAAUUUUAGUUUAUUUAAUUGUUCUUGGCAAAAAGAUGACUAGUCAAGAUACAGUGGUAUUUGGACCUGUUUUUAAUGGUAUGUGUCUUAAAUCCAGUGGUUUUCCAAGAAAGAUCAUCAUGAGCAAAUUGUGUAUUAAUCCUGGUGUAGAAUGGCUAGAACAGUAAACAGAUACAGAUAUUCUAGUGGCCAAGGUGAAAUGACAUUCAUUUGUUUUAAGUUUCCAUGUGUAAAAGUCACAGUAUCUUAAUCAAUGCUAUGUUUUAUAAGCAUUGUUUGCUAUAGGAUGCAAUCCUCAGGUAACUUCUGUCACACCACUGAUUUGUGUGGCUUUCCUUUUUGUUUAUCUUGAUUUACAUUUCUCCACAAACUUUUUUUUGAAAAAGGAAGAAAAAAUAUAUCCUAGUUUUUUUUUUUUUUUUUUUUUUGACCAUCUUGCUAUUUGUUAAAUACAAACUUGGGCCUACAGAAUGUUGGCAUGCCUACUAUUCACAGCAAGCCACAUUCAGUGGAUAUUGGCUUACAACGUGUAGUACACGCCUCUUCCACACAGCAGGAGCCAGGGAGAACAGUGGUCCCAGCACAUACUCAAUGUUUUGAGUGGCUUGUCAAAAAACGAAUGCUAUUAUUUUACCAUUAAGUAUUGUCCAUAAAGCAUUUUUGCUUUUAAUUUUUUUGAAAAAAAGCUUUUAAAGAAGAACUAUUAUAUUGUACAGCCUGGCUCUGCAGAUGUUGUUGACUUAUACCACCCAAAGUCUUCUAAAUGCUAAUAGCUGACUUGAACCUGUGCACAUUGUAGUUUCCUUGCAAGUGAAGAGCAGAAGUGACAAAUGCUUGGUAUUAUCGGCAAUUUGUUGCGCAGGAAUUUCUAUACAAAUGCUGACAUUGUGCAUCCCUAUUAUGCCCCUUACACCCUGCUGUUAAGUCCAUUAUAGCCUUUGAUAUAUAAGUAUCAAGUCAGUGGCCCACUAUCCUGUCUGUUGAAUUGUAACUAGCUGUAUAGGAAUUUCUAAUUGUCAAAUUUCUACUACAACAAUAAUUUACCUUCUCAAGUCUAAGCACUUUGGUAAUGUGUUGCAACACACUACCAAUUCAGGUGUUGCAAUACAAUGCAGUUCAAGCGAGCCACUUUCUGUUGUAUACAUUUUUAGUUUUUUGUGGCAUUAGUAGAUAUAUUGAUAUGAUUGUACACAAGAUAAAGCCAAAUAGAUUUUAAGCAUA